AUGGGUGAUGAUGGGUAUGAUUCUCGUGCUGCAAGAGACACUCCUGUGUUCAGUGAAUGUGACCAGUUCUCAUCUGACACAUCUAAUCCAAUUCCUAUCUUCCGCUUCGGAUUUCCAUUUCCACCCGCCGAAGAAUCUCUUCUUCUUUAUGCUGUGAAUCGUGGUCGAAUGCUUCAGAAGCUGGUUUCUGAGAGUGCAAGGUGGGAUUUGGUGUGUUUGUUUUCUGGGGAAAAAAGAAGUGAUGCUAGUUUUGGAAGUUAUUAUAAAAAGUUUCAAGCUCUUUACAUUUUUGUUCCGUAUCGUUGCGUUGAAGUUGCUGCAGAAGUUAACGGGAACUUUCAAUUUCAAGAGGAAUUUGUGGCUCAUUCAUCAAGCGUCAAUUGUUUAAAUAUUGGAAAGAAGGCAUGCCGUCUUUUCAUUACUGGAGGUGAUGAUCACAAGGUCAAUCUGUGGACAAUUGGCAAGCCAACUUCUAUAACGAGCUUAUCUGGUCAUACUAGUUCAGUUGAAUCUGUCGCAUUUGACUCAGGAGAAGUGUUAGUUCUUGGUGGAGCAUCGACAGGUGUGAUAAAGCUUUGGGAUUUAGAAGAAGCAAAGAUGGUUCGCACUGUUGCUGGACACAGAUCCAAUUGUACUGCUAUUGAGUUUCAUCCCUUUGGUGAAUUUUUUGCAUCUGGCUCCAUGGACACUAAUCUAAAGAUUUGGGACAUCAGAAAAAAAGGAUGUAUUCAUACGUACAAGGGUCAUAGCCAGGGCAUCAGUACUAUCAAGUUUACUCCAGAUGGCCGAUGGGUUGUUUCUGGAGGAUUAGAUAAUGUUGUGAAGGUGUGGGAUCUAACAGCUGGAAAGCUCUUGCAUGACUUCAAGUUCCACGAAGGACCCAUUAGGUCUAUAGAUUUCCAUCCGCUUGAGUUUCUUCUGGCUACAGGUUCUGCUGAUAGAACAGUGAAAUUCUGGGAUUUAGAAACCUUUGAGCUGAUUGGAUCUGCCAGACGUGAGGCUUCUGGGGUACGCUCAAUAGCUUUUCAUCCUGAUGGAAGGACCCUAUUUACUGGACAUGAAGAUGGUUUGAAGGUGUAUUCAUGGGAACCUGUUAUAUGUCAUGAUACUGUUGAUAUGGGAUGGACAACACUUGGUGAUCUUUGUAUUCAUGAUGGGAAACUUUUGGGAUGCUCAUUCUACCGAAAUUCUGUUGGAGUCUGGGUAGCAGAUAUAUCGCUUAUUGAGCCAUAUGGUGCUGGCUUGGAUCCCCAAAAAAAUGAAGGCACAGAACAAAAACUUGAUCUUCAGAGAAGUAAACUAGAGAAAGUAGAAGUUAAUGAAGGACCAACCUCUGGGUUGCGCAGCAUGUCUCCUGAUGAGUCAAAAGAGAUAAAGAAUAUAUAUAUUGACUCUUCUGGAGGGAAACCUGUUACUUUACAGAGAUCAGGGUCUUUAAGUUCCGCUAAAAUAGAUCUCCCAGAGGAAUUCAAGGAAAUUUGCAACUUGGGAACAAUGAAGCAGAGUCCUGCGACAGGAGUUCGUGUAAAAUCAAAUGAACAAGCAAUUAGAAAAUCUUUCAUUGUACCAAACAUUGUACCUCGGGAUAUCCCUGAGGGUAAGGUCUCUGCAAAACCUGAAAAAGAGACCAUCACCUUUUCAAAGACAAAACCGGGAAUGUUACUCAAACCAGCUCAUGUACGGAGAGCAUCCACUGGCAGAUUUGAUGUUGAUAGGUUUUCAGAAGAUCUGAAUUCUGGAACUUUUUGUGAUCCUGCGGCUAAGUUAGAUGGCACAAAAGAACCCAAGUUCCAAACAAAUCUAGGACCUCAUAAUGAAGUCAAAGAAUCUUGUGAAGAUAAACAUCCUAUCAAGAGUGUUACAGACAAGUUUGACAAGAUUCUAUCUCCGAGUAGAUUUUCUGACCAAAUAAAAUGUGAUGAAUCCUCACCUCAAAAGGAAGAAAAUAAUCCAGUUAAAUACGUCAAUGGAGUUGCUGUUGUACGAGGAAGGACCCGGUCAUUGGUUGAGAGGUUUGAAAGAAGGGAAAGGAUUCAGAUUGAUGAAGAUCAAACUAAUGUAUUCCUCCCCACAAUAAAUGAAACUGUAGAAAAAGUUCAUAAUGAAGAUCAAGCUAAAGCAUCUCCCACAAUCACUAAAGUAUGUGAGAAGAAAGAAAGAAUUCCCUUAGUUGAAGAUAGAAACAAUCUGCCCUCCAUUCCCAAGACGACACUAUCCGAAACCAAUAAAUCUCCUAACACACUGAAAGUUGAGCCUCAAAUUUCUAUAGGGGAUUCAAACUCUGCAAAUGAAGAGGAAAUCAUUGAAGGUUUGAUGCAAACUCAUGAUGUAACAUUAAGUAAUCUUCGCUCACGCUUGACAAAGCUACAGGUGGUGCGGCAUUUUUGGGAACGCAAUGAUAUUAAAGGUGCUACCAAUGCUUUGAGAAAGCUGCCAGAUCAAUCUGUUCAAGCAGAUGUUAUCAGUGUCCUUGUGGAAAAGAUGGAGAUUUUCACCAUGGAUUUAUUUUCUUGCUUACUUCCUGUGCUCGCAGGCUUGCUGGAUAGCAAGAUAGAAAGACAUGCCAAGGUGUCACUGGAUAUGCUGUUAAAGCUUGUAGCAGUUUUUGGUCCAACAAUACGUGCAACUGUUUCGGCACCUCCCUCUGUUGGUGUUGAUCUGCAUCAAGAGGAAAGGCGAGAAUGCUGCAACCAGUGCUUUAUGGAACUGCAAAAAAUCCAAAUGAUCCUUCCAAUACUGAUACGGAGGGGUGGUUUAUUAGCCAGGUCUGCCCUAGAGUUAAAUCUUGUUCUUCAGCAGUCCUAA
Sphenostylis stenocarpa is the source of this 2805-nucleotide messenger RNA. NCBI's taxonomy places the organism in Eukaryota, Viridiplantae, Streptophyta, Magnoliopsida, Fabales, Fabaceae. The record is from the annotation of a GenBank genome assembly.